Blastomyces gilchristii SLH14081 is the source of this 2162-nucleotide messenger RNA. RefSeq names its product histone H2A. Gene Ontology annotation, molecular function: protein heterodimerization activity; structural constituent of chromatin; DNA binding. Bases 462 to 869 code for a protein of 135 amino acids. The transcript has 3 exons. NCBI's taxonomy places the organism in Eukaryota, Fungi, Ascomycota, Eurotiomycetes, Onygenales, Ajellomycetaceae. Gene Ontology annotation, cellular component: nucleosome. The record is from RefSeq and is a predicted model, not a curated record.
UUUCGAUACGGUAACAGACCCGUAUGAUCCGUAUGAUUAGAGGGCGCGGUGGGUGGUGUUUGUAUGGGAAUAGGCUAAUACUGGACUGUACGGUUCGGUAACAGCGUGGUUUACCAGACUUACCGGAUCGGGCAGCAGGCCACAAUAAGCUGACACAGCAAACGGCAGCCUGUGAUUGGCCUGAUCUGCCUGAUCCAGCUCAGCUAAGCGAGGAUCCCGUGACCCGCUGCGUGAUCUGGGCUGCGACGCCGCCCAACAAGAACCGCUGCCGCGUUUUCUUAUAAACCAGCGUCCCGUCCCUCUCUGCGCUGCUUCUGUUCUCUCUCUCCUCUGUUCUUGUUUUGCUCCAUCAUCCAGCUUCCAUUCUACUUCGUGCUUAUAUAUCCACUGCUACCGCUUGCCCUCUCCAUCAACCACUAUAUCUCUAUCUUCCAAACCAAACCAAAACAACCUUAUUCAAAAUGACUGGAGGCAAAUCUGGAGGAAAGGCCAGCGGCGGCAAGACCUCGCAAUCUCGCUCUUCCAAGGCCGGUCUCGCUUUCCCAGUCGGUCGUGUCCACCGUCUGUUGCGCAAAGGAAACUAUGCUCAGCGAGUUGGUGCUGGUGCUCCCGUAUAUCUCGCUGCCGUCCUUGAGUACCUGGCUGCUGAAAUCCUAGAGUUGGCUGGCAAUGCUGCCCGUGACAACAAAAAGACCCGUAUCAUCCCUCGUCACCUCCAGCUCGCCAUCCGCAACGAUGAAGAAUUGAACAAGCUUCUCGGUCACGUCACCAUCGCCCAGGGUGGUGUCCUGCCCAACAUCCACCUGAACCUCCUCCCCAAGAAGUCCGGCAAGGGCGCAAAGAACCCCACCUCCAGCGUUGAACUUUAAGCUGCUUUUUGUUUUUGUUUUCUUAUGCCUCUCGAAUUUUCUGUUUGCUCUUAUUCUUCGGCGCAGUCUGGGUUUUCUGACGUGAUCAUGGGAUUCUGGUUGGGCAAAGUUUCUUUUUUAUGGUUUUUGUUUGCUUUGCUUUUUCUUUAAUGGUGUACAUUACGUCCCGGAUGGCAAAUCGGUGCGGGUGGGCGAUCUUUAAAUCGGUGUAUCGCCCGUGAAAGCAUAUUUCGACGUGUGCUGGUGAUCUUGCGCUUUUUAUAGCUUGAUUCAUCGAAAUUGAAGGCCUAUUAUUCUUUUUAAUUCUUUUUAAUUCUUUUCUUUCAAUUUUUCUCUCUAUAAUGGGGGAAAACCUUACCCUGAUGUUCUAUUGCAAUUACGAUUUGGAAAGUCGCGCUGCUCUGGCCUCCUCAAUUUCCGCUGAGGCGCGUCGAGAAGCCAAUCUAGCCUUUCGUUGAUCUACGAAACUAAUCACGAUAUCUGGAAAAUACCGAGUCGGUUUUUACCAACUUACUAGCAUUGACUAAAGGGGGAUCCGUGAUGCUGUUUCACAUUUUGAAUUGAACAAAGAGAGCCAUUGAUAAGUUGCAACUCUACGAGCGAGAAAGGACAUGCUAUUAAUAAGGAGGAUCUGAUCUGCGCAUGGUUUUUUUUUCUUGGUAUUCGACAGGGCACAUUCUGAAUUGGCACUCAUUGGUAUGUGCCUAUUUCAAACGAAAACAACCAGUAACCGAGAAAUACUUGCGAUUAAAUAAGACAAACCCAAAGGAAAUAUUUAGUUAUAUACAUAAAAAGGGCUUAUUUUUUGAGACGUCUCUUCUUUUUCUUUCUUUCUCUCUAUAAAAUAAUAGAACAUAGCAGAGCUCUCAGCAGCCCUGGGCUGCACACGUACACGCAACACACAUACGAAAUCACCGACCGUUCUGCGCAUUCUCGAAUCUGAUCGCUUCUUGCUCGUCCUCUUUCUGCCUUUGCGCUCUCGCCUGGUUGAUCCUUGCGGUCUCGCGGUUUCUCUGUUCCUCUUCCUCCAUUACCUCGUGUUGUGCUUUGCCCACUAGAUAUCGGAUACUAGUUAGUAUGGCUCAACUCUAUACCAGAUAUGACACGUGUGUAAGGUGGGAGGAGUUAUAGAAUUUUCCAACGUACACUCUAGGAUAGGCGUUUCCAUAUUUCGCUCGUAUUUGCUCCCUGCCCACCAAAUUGUUAGCGAGUCAUUGGAAAAUAAAAAAAAUAGAACCAUGCAAUGCGGUUGAUCCAUUCAUCAAAAGAAAAGAAAAAGAAAAGAAAAGAAAA